GGUGAGCAGCGGGCAGUCAGGCCAGCCAUGGAGCUGUACCUCAGCGCCUGCUCCAAGCCUGCCAACACCGCCGCCAAGACGGCCACUAGCAGCCUGACGAUGGACAGCCAACUGUGUGGAGAUGGAGCACAAAAAACCCACUUUCCAACAGUUGGAGCAGCUCAACUCUUGGAUCUACCUCUUGGGGUCAAGCUGCCCGUGAUCCCGGGGAGCAAUACGGUGUUUUAUACAACGAGGUUAAGUGAAAAGCUUUUUCGACCUUCUUAUGAUUUUAACUUGACCGAUCCUUAUUGUCGACUUUUGGAAACCCAGUAUAAAAGUCUCCAUGAUCCACAUUUAAAAGAUUACUAUAAGCGUAAAGAUAUCCUAAGGAAGUUAAAGAAAGGUGGCUACAUCACAAACGAUAAUAAAAUUAUAUGCUCCUUGAGGGAAUGGAAUAAGUACAGACAAUAUCUUACCAGUUUAAAACUAGACUUUGAAAGAAGUUAUUUAAGAGAACAAGAGAUGCUUGCAAAAAGAGUAAAUAAAUUUCAGGAAAGCAACCACUUCCCUGAAGUUUUUGAUAUUUCACAGUUCCGAAAGUGGUUAUUACAGGAAAGUCCUCAAUCUAUUAAGGACCAGGAACUAUUAAGACACAGAUAUAUGGACAUGAUAAGAAGAGAAUUAGACCUGCUGGAGCGCACAGCAGAAGAACAACGUCUAAUCCAGAAAGAUAAAGAAGAAAGACAACAGCGAGAGCAGACGAGAAGAAAACUUAAUCUUCGUAGAAAAAUUGAAGAGGAAUGGAAAGAAAAAGAGAUGUUACUUCUGACAAGGAUUGGAGAAGAUGUUAAAAGAGAAGCUAGAAUUGAGGAACAACGUCGUAAAAACCGAGAAGAGAGUGACAGGAAGAAACAAGCCCUCCUUGAGAAAAAAAUGGCCUAUCACUUACAAAAAAUGCAAGAUAUUGGUAAUAGAAGAGAAGAGAUGAGGAAAAAUAUGUUUGAAGGCAAAGGACAAAAUGCAACAUCUGACAGUAAGAACACUGAAAGACAAUCUUUUACUUCAAAGAAAAAGAGACGUGGUGAUGGAACAACUUAUCCUGCAAAUAAAGGAGCAAAUGGACUUGCAACAAAUAAUGUUCAAAGUAAUUCACUGAACCCUGUCCAAAAAAUGACAACUUCAGGUUUUAAUCAAGUCGAUAUACAGGAUAACAGUAAAGAAAAAAAGAAUGAUGUAGUGAUAACUAGAAAAUCAAGUCAUUGUGAUGAUGAAGGAGUUAUAAACAUUUCAGAUCAAGAUUCACUCACUUCAGAUCAAACUUUACCCACAAAAAAGUUAUCCAGCAUUUCGGAUUCUUAUAUCAAUCUUUUAAAAGAAGAAGCAGCAUGUAACUGUGCUUUUACUUCAAACACGAACAGAAGAAAUGAGGUACAGCAUAUGAUUGGCAUUGGACCUUAUGUUAAUACUACCAAAAAGGAUAUUUCUUCUCCUACUCUCUCAAAUACAAAAGACAACCUCGUACAAAAUUGCUUGUCAAACAAAGUAACAACUGAAGAACUGAACAGUAUAUUUCAUAAUAUAAUGACCUGGGUUGUGGCUACAGUGACUAGUAUUUUAUAUCCGGCCAUCACAAAGUAUGAAGAAAGGUUGCGAAAUAAUAUGUACUCUGUGUCCGAUGAGUCUGUCCUCUCUUCAGAGAGCUCAAGUUUCUGUAGCACUUGCAGUGAUGAGGUUACCUAUGGUAGCUACACUUCUACAAAUAAAACCUUUCAGACGGAGGCCUAUACUUUGGCAAGUGACAUACCAGUAAAGCAACCAGCUAAGCCAUUAAACCUCCCUACUACUCCGAAGGAAAAAAUACUUAUGGAAAAAGUAUCUCACACCAAAAGGCCCUCUAUGUUAUCUGAUCUUAAACAUGAUAAAUCCAGAAGGCUAUACACAUACCCUAAGGUCAGAAGCUGUAAAUCUGAUAGUCAGCUUUUGACAUCUGAAACAAGCACAAAAAUAUCUAAGGAUGCUACCACGGAAACAGAUAGCUUAGGGGUUUCACUGUCUUCUGAUCAAAAUUCAAAAGUCUUAAAUGAGUUAAAGAACUUAAAGAAUGUUUUUGUUAAUUUCAAGUGUCAUUUAAAAGGGGAAACAGAAUUGAUUUUACGAAGCAUUUUUGAAGAAAUUAUGUCUGAUUUAACCCAGGCCAUUCCCUCUCUUUCUUCCGUAACUGCUGAAGUGUUUGUUGACCAAUGUGAAGCUGACAAAAAAAAAUUGGGCCCUUAUGUUGAUAUCAGCUCAGUAGCUACUGAGAUUGUGGAAAAUAUGCUUGAGAAGCUACAGUCUGCGGUUGAGAAAAAAUGCAUGGAGGCCUUUUCACAAGAAGAUGUGUCAGUACACAGUAAACCAGAUCCAACACCCGAUGACAAGUAUUUGACUUCAUCACAUGAACUCCAAGAAGCUUCUCCACCUUAUACUUUGGAGCCCAUGCGUGAUAUUGCAGAGGAUAUGGUGCAUACUAUUUUAGAAAAGCUAAUGACUCUUGCAUCAUGUAGGCAAAAAGAACCUCCUCAGCGUGAAGAUAAAACUAAGCCUAUCUAUCAGCAAUAUCUGGCAGACCCAACAUUUACGUAUCUUCAAAAAGUUGAGCACAAGAACUCCAGAACAGAGCUUGAUACAGCCAACUUAACUCUCAAAGAGGAAAUUAAAAACUUAAUAUCAAGUAUUUUCUCUCGUUCUUCUUUGGUUCGCUACAUAGAGGAAAUAAUCAACAUUAUACUAGGUUGUGUACAAUCUGAACUUAAUAGUGAGAGGCUUGUUGCCUCUGAAGAAACAGUGUUGCUCCUUCAAGUACUCGACGAUAUCUUCUCUCAGCUCCACCGGGAAUCAGUAAAACCAACUGUUAAAAAAAAUAAACAGUCCAGACUGAGAAAUCCUUCGAAUACUGAUGACAAGUACAGACUCACUAGCACUAGAGUAUCCAACGGUCGUAGGUCUGGAAGACGAUUUUCACCAGUUAAUGUUCCUGGAAUGGUCCUUUAUUCUGAAGAUGAUAGUGAAGAAAUAGACACAAUUGUGAAAAAUGUGCUUGACUCAUCUUUCAAAGAUGAAAGAGCAAAGUUACAAGAAAAGAUGAUCAAUCGUUCCUUUACAAAGGAGAAUACUUGUUUUGAAUAUGAAACAAAUAUCAAGACACCUACAAAGACUUCUUCUCAAUACAAAGUUGCAUGUGGUGAUCGGGGAUCAUUUUUUGAUAAUAAAGAUCUUUUAAAGGACAAACAUUAUUUGAACGAAGAUAUUUUUAUUUUCAGCCAAGAACAAAAACAAGAAAUACAAAAGAUUUCAGAAAAGCUAGUGAAAAGCAUUUUAAUAGAUAUGAUCAAGGACAUACCUUCUCUUCCUCCUGAUGACUUAGAUGGCAAAAAUGGCAAUGAAACUUCAAGUGCAGGAAAAUGCCGAGCACUGUUAGAUCAAGAUCGGAUGUACCAAUUAUUCUCUAUGUCAGAAAUCAGAACAGUGGCUCAAGAACUAACAGAUUCUGUAAUAAAUAUACUUCUUAAGGCUUCAAGCCACAUCACCAAUACGACCAAAGAUAGAAUUUCAUCAUCAGUUCGUCAAACUUCCCUAGAUUAUUCUGACACUCUUCACAUGGCCAAGAAAGCACCAAAUAAGAAGUCAUUAAAAAUAUGGUUUGACAGUGAAAAGAAGAUGAAGCAUUUGUCUUCACUCAACAUAGGUCCAUCACAGCCUUCCUUUUUAGAAUCUGGAAAAGAUGAUCCUGAAUCUUUAGAAGAUAUUAAUGAUAAGAUUAUUAAUACUGUUUUUAAAGCAUUAAAGUUACUUGUGUGCCCAAAAUUGCAAGAGAGAUUCAAACCUUCACUUACUAAACAAUCUUCAUUACGAUCCCAACUCAGUGCUUAUACAACUAAAGUGGUAAAUAUUGUUUUAAAUGCUAUUCAGAAUGAACUGGAACAUCAGAAAAACCUAAAUCUUAGUGAGAGAGACUUUACCAAAACCUUUACAGCUGAAAACGUUUUUGCUGACCCUGGUAAGAAAUCACAGUCCCUUGUCACAAAUCUCAGUGAUGAUAGUAGCGCAAGUCCUCUGGUAACUUAUAUUUGCAAUUUGCUAUCAAGUCAAAAUGAAGAUCACAGCGAUGUUCCACACCCGGCAGAUAAAUCAAGGCCUGAAACAUCAUUUAGAUCCUACAGGGUUGAUAAACAAAACAUUUUGUCACAUAGUCAAGAUAAAAAAUCCCCUACUGAAUUUCACAAAUGUUUAGGCUCUCCAUGUAUUCUCCAUAGUGUCAUUGCUGGAAAGGAUCUCAAAGAAAAUGUCAGAUUACAAGUGUUAGAUACCAUUGGGGAACUCUUAUAUGAAAUGUUAUGCAAGUUCAUAGGAGUCAAUGUUCACUCUCAUGACUCUGCAUGUAUUAACAGAGAGAAGACUGAUGAGACUCAGCAAAAAGCCACUGAUUUGAAGUCCAAUAUUCAGCUUAUUUCCAAAACAAUUUUGGAAUAUAUCAUUGCAAAAUUAUGUGGCAUUGAAACAGAUAGCAGUCCUCAAAGUUCUGGAUAUAAAACUGUUUCACGUAAUCUUGAUAUUGAUAGUUUAUCAUUUGCUUCUCUUUUGGAGGAAAUAGCCAAGUGCACUGACAUAAUCUCCAGCUUGGUGUCUGGGACAAUACAGAAAGGUACCAAUGAGAUGUCUAGUAGCGUGGCCAAAAAUACUAAUUCCUUGGCUUCCACACCAAGGAGAGUAAGGGAAACACAUCCAAAGAAGCUGAAAGCUGUAGCUUCAGAUAUUCUCAAUAUGGUUUUUGACAAACUGGAAAGCUUUGCCAAUGGUAAUUUAGAAACUCUGGAAACUGUUAAUGAUGGAAAUAAAAAAAUCAAUAAAAUGGCUUGUGGAUGUGAGAGUACCAGUGCUUUCACAGACACACAUGAGGAGCCAUUACAGUCUGCUCUAUACACACAUGCAAAGAAGUUAUCAAGUGCUCUUUUGAAGGCUAUUCAAAAUGAAUUAAAUGUGAGCUCAUCAGAUUUUAGGGCAAGUGUAAAAAGUCCACCACCUGAGAAACAAAUAAUAACAGAUACAGUUAACUUAAUUUUAGAUGCAGUAUCCUUGGAUAUUUUUAAAGACACUGAAUGUGAAGAGAGAGGUAUUGAGAGGUAUAGAUAUAGGCCAACUUAUGGCAAUCUUCUUCCUGGAGGAGGUGAAUCAGAUUCCUUAGAAGAUGCUGUACAUGAAGAGAAAGAAUUCACUGAAGCAGAACCCCUACCAGUAGAGGAAAUGAAAUCAGAUCCCCUUAAACAAUGGGCUCUGGAAAAAGUCUUGAAUAAAAUUGAAGUCCACCUCAAAGAGCCAGAAAAAUCUCCCAUUAUGCCUAUUAUAAAAAAUAUUCUGAAUGAAAUUUUUCAAAAUGCCUUUGUCAAUCAGUUAAAUAUGCUUCCUCUCCCCCAUUCUGAUUUAAGUAGCAUCCUGCACAAAGUGGAUGAACCAGUUGCUCAAAACUCUGUUCAACUCCUAGAUACAAUGACAGGCCCUAUAGUGUCUGAAGCAGAUGUAAGCAUUGUAACUGAUGAUGUUGUCAGAAUUGUAUUUCAUAAGCUUUGUUCAGCUGCCAUGUCAGAGAAAAAUGCAGGUAAAAGUAGGUACAAAACUAUCACCUUUUCAGCAAAUGUUUCUUUUCAUGAACACACAAAUGGAGGAAAGUCCUGUAAAACGGCACUGGACAGAGAUCUGUGUACUCUUCAGUCUGGGACCAGUGUUGAUAAGGAGGUCACAGUAAAUGUAGUUGAAGAUAUUAUACAGACAGUAUUAACAAACUUAGAAACUUUCACUACUUCCAAAGUAAAAUCUCUUUUUGGUCCCCAUGUGAGUUUUACAGUUCCAUUGACUUCACCUCUUCAGGAAGAUAAGUGUGAAUUAAACACAGUGUUAUCAAAUAAAGAUUCAUAUUCUGAUGACAAGCUUGUGAGUUUAUCAGUGGAUCAUAUUAAGUCAAUACAGACCAACUCCACGUGUCAACUGCCUUUGUCUAAGUUAGAUAAUUAUGCAACAGAAGUGGCAAGAAAAAUUUUACAAGGAAUCAAGCAUAAGUUAGAUACAGAAAUACAAAGUCCUUUCAUAACUCACAAUGUUGUAAUUUCUGAACAGAUUGCAAGUCAAGUGGUCAGCAUGGUGUUAGAUAUUGUGUCUUCUAAAGGCAAAUGUGAAAAAGUCGGUUCUAACAAAGAUACUCGCUCAGACCAGCAGGAAAGUAUCAUUGAAAAGCUGCUCAAUAAGAUUGACUAUCGAAAAGCCCUUCAGUUCCAAAUACAGGAUACUAUAGAAAAUAUCUUAUGUGACAUUUAUGAAAAAACACUAGAUCAAAAUAAGCUCUCACGUACCAUAUCUACAGUGAAUUGUAAUACAGAUGGCAAACAUUCAGAAAUGAUCAUUGAGAGUUCAAAUAAAGUUACAAAAAGACUCACAGUUCCUAAAUCAGAUGUUGUUAUGAUAUCUAAUGAUGCUGUGGACAUUGUCCUUAGUAAUCUCAAUUCUACUCUUACGCUUGUCAUAAACGCAAAGGAUUCCAUUUCUUCAAGAUUGUCUUUAACCGUUGACGAUUGGCUUCCAAAAGCCCAAAAACCGAUUGUCAUGGAUUCAAAAAGUGAACAAAAAAUAGAAAGUCUCCCAUUGUCAGCAAAUCUCCAGUCAUCCUAUCCUGCUGAUAAACAAAUAAGUGUAGUAGAGAAAGAAGAGAGCAAAAAGUAUAUUCCUGAUCCAUGUGAGGAAAAUGCUAACUUCAUUACCAAGACGAUUUUUAACAGGUUAGAAUCUUUUGCCACAGAGAGAAUAGACGCUUUAAUUACUCUUGCUUUUCAACCUAAAGAAAAGAUAUCUGCUAAUCCAGGACUGGAAAAUGGAAAACCAGACGGCAAAAUCUUUAAUGAAUUAAGCCAGGUGGAAUCGGGUGGACCUAUGAAUAAUGAAAUGUUCACACAUUCCACUCUCACCAGUUACAGAGAAAAGGUUGUAUCCACAAUUCAUCUAUCACAAACUAGUCUUAAAGAAUAUGCUGACAUCAUUGCCAGUGCCAUUUUAAAGCUUAUUAAAAAUGACUUAGAUCUACAAGUCCAAAGGAUGUGUCCAUAUUCAAACAAUAUGCCAGUACAAGAAAACAUUAUUGUGAAUGGAGUUGUUAGUAGUAUCUUACAGAUUUUGUAUGAUAAAAGAUCUGAAAAGGAAAUUAGCUUUUACUCAAAACAGAAAACUAAUUUGUUUUCACAACUAACUGUAUCAGAUGACAAGACUUUGGGAGAAAAAAAGAAGGAAAAUAACACUGAGCCAUCUCCACCUUCAAAUGACCCAUUAGAAAAGCAAGAAGUAACAUCAGAAAAGGAAACCCAGAGAAUGGUUCUGGAAGAAAUAUUCAUGAGAAAUAAAGAAGAAAGAAAGAAAGAAAAAUCUGCAUUGAUCAAUGCUGUAGAAGAAGUUUUAAAUAAGGUACAUCAAAGAGUGAUGAACAUUAUGAGCCAUUUGUCCCCACUUAAUGAAACUCCCAACUCUUUAUCUAAUUCUAAAAUUAAAGCGUCAGACCUAACACAAAGGAGCUGCCCUCAAUUACAUAUUAACUGUGUAGCAGCUGACAUAGUUGAAGAUGUAUUGGAGAAAAUGUACUCUGUCAUUGUGAAAUACUUAAAUGAAAGUACUAAACGGGGAAAAGUAGAAGCAGCUGUCAAUAAUGAUGCACCACCAAUGAAACCAUCAUGCUCUAAGAUCACUAAACAAGCAGGAAAAGGAAGUGAAACGCCUAUGCAUCUUACACCACCAGUUAAUCCUUGUACUAGCAGUCAGCAUGUCUCUUCCAAGGAGAACCUAGUUGGGCAAUAUUAUCCACUGCAAGUGGGGAAAGAGUUAGUCCAAAUGGUUCUCCAGAAGAUCAAAAAUUUUGCCUCACUGCCUCUAGAAAAUACCAGUCCUAACAGCAGCCCUAAGGCUGGUCUUAAAGCCAAUUUAAAAGUAAGAUCAAAAAGUACCACCGUACCCAAAUUUAGAACAAAACAACAAUUAGGACCUAAUGGUGCUAAAACCAAGAACAAGACAAAGUUCUAUUCUGGAGAGACAUCUCCAAGAUUUUCCAGGUCAAAGGCUGCCACUAUCGGGUUGCCACAUAUCUUAUCAACAGGAGAUGCCAAAAGCAUACUGGAAAUUAAAUUGCCCAUUUCAGAACUAAAGCUAUAUUCUAAAGACAUAGUAAGUAAUAUCCUAGAAACAGUUAUGAAUGAAUUGGAAAAUAUGAAGCAAAAUCAAGUAAUAGCAAGUAUAAAUGCUUCAUCAUCUGAUGAAGUCAUGGCAGCAAGUGAAGUGGUGAAUAGAGUUUUACAGGAAAUAUCUGAUACAACUCACCACAAUUUGACUUAUCCAAAUAAAUUCACCUAUCUGAAUGAUCCCAAAUUUUCUCAAGGGAACUUAGGCAUAGAGUCCCUUGCCAAACCACAGGCAUGUUUUUUCUUAGAAAAUGUUUCUUCACAGCUAGAACAGAUUUUUCCUAAAGAAGGUGUAUUUAUAAAAAUGUUUGAAAAAUGGCAAACAGAAUCUAAUGAUAUGGAUAAUGAAAAACACAAGCUGUUGAUGAUAGCUCAGAAUGGUUUAACGGAAAUUUCAAUAAAAGCAAAAGAGUUAGAAUAUUCUCUUUCUCUUUUAAAUUUAACAUCUCUUGAGACUUGCGAAAGCAGGUUCUGUAGUCCUAAAGGAGCAGCUUCGACUAGAGCUGUGGAUUCCAAAGCACAAAUUAAUGUAUUUGGAAGAGAAAUUAUUGAAAUGCUGUUUGAAAAAUUACAGAUGUGCUUUUUGACUCAAAUAUCCAUCAAAGAUGGUAAAGAAACGGUAGCAAAUAGGAAAGAAGGCAUUAGUGUUAAGACUAAAUACAGUUCGGCAGCAACACAUAACCUUGGUACUGUAGCAGUCUCUAACACCACAUCAAAAGACACAAUUUCUUUGGGUUCUAGCAACCAAAUUGUUCAAGAAAUUAUUGAUAGAGUUUUGAACAUGUUAGAGUCUUUUGUAGACUUGCAGUUUAAACACAUCUCUAAGUAUGAAUUUUCUGAAAUAGUAAAAAUGCCAAUAGAAAGUUUUUAUCCUGUCCAACAGAGAUUAUUAAGCAAAAAGAUGCUGCCAAAAUUACAACCAAUAAAAAAAUCCUCUGAUGAAACCAAGUCAUAUAAUAGUAUUUCAAAGGAGAACAUAGAGAACACCUUUCUACAAGUUCAUGCUUUCCACUCAGAAUUACUUACUUAUUCUACUAAUAUUGUCAGUGACAUGCUUGGCAUAAUCAAGGGCGAACUUGAUAAAGAAAUAAGCCAAGGAGAAUCAUCUGUAAUUAAUUCAUCAAAAGAGAAUGUUGUAGCAAGUGAAAUCAUUGGCACAUUGAUAGACCAAUGUUCUAAUUUCGGUGAGUCUUUGAUCGAUAACCUUCCAAAGGAAAGUUUAUUCCAAGAAGAUGAAAAGGUCUGCCUUGUUAACCAAGUCAAAGUAACAAGUAAUAUGAAGAAGCCAACAUCAAAAUUAAAGGAAACUAGUACAGUGAAUAGCCCUCCACAAGUCAGUGUGCCUGGUUUGGUGCUUUGUUCAAGGGAAAAUAUAAAAGACAAGUACAAGAAGGGAUCAUCCUCAAAUGUCAGAUAUGUCGGAGGCAUAAGUACACAAGAGCAAAUGGAAAUAUCUGAUUUAGAAAGUACACGGUUGGACUACAGAAACAAAAUACGAAACCGAAGCUCUAGGAACAUUAACUAUGACAAUUUUGAUCAAGACAUACAAGGAAAUAACUGUGCUCCUGAAGGGAGUAUGUUACAAAAACUGUUUAAGAAAGCAAAUGAGUCUACAGAAACAGCUUUAAAACAAGCUAUGUCUUUCAUAGAAAUGGGAAAAGAUCAUAAUCCAAGAGUGUUUCACUAUGAAAACCAACCAUCUCUUGAAGCCGCCCAAAUUCAGACAACUGUUUCUCCACUCAAAAUAUGUCUAGCCGCAGAAAACAUUGUCAAUACCGUCCUGACGAGUUAUGGCUUUCCAAAUCAGUCACACACUAACGAAAGGAUGGAAACAAUGAAACCAAUAUUCAUUUCUGAACAAAUUCCUUUGUCUGUAAUACCUGAAAAAGAAGAGGAGGAAGAGACAGUUUCUCUUGGAACAUGGGAUAAAAAAUUCCACUGUACAGAGAAAGAAGAACAUAAAAACCCUGAAGUCAGUGAAAUGUUUUCUUUACUGCAAAGGUGGAAUGUAAAAUGCCCAGAAAGAAAGAAAAUAGAGACUCUGGAAGAAGUUGAAGUGAUUGCUUUUGCUGAUCAUGAAAUUGGUCCAAAGGAAAUUCACCUUGUAGCAAGACAUAUCACCACAACUGUGCUCACACAUCUCAAGAACUUUGAACCUCAAGAUUCUCAUGAAGAGAUGCUGUCUAUUGCUUCUACAUUGCCAAGAAGAAAAUAUGAAUUAAAACAGCCUUUAAGAAGCAUACAUAAUGAUUCUUCACUUAAUCAAUUUUAUGAACAUCUUACUGAGUUGGUAAUUUACUAUAUAUUUUCAAGUGUUUUUGAUGGCUCCAAAGAGGAUAAAGAAAGAAUGAAAGCACUGGAAAACCAAGAUAUUGCAGUUAAUAAGCUUGUUUUAAUUCAUUCCCAAGUGUUUGAGAGUAGAACAAUCCCUACUGGAGAACUUGCUUUAUGCAUUUCUGAAAUCAUCAUCAGAAUCCUUUCUAAUAGUAACAUUAUAAAGACUGACUUUGCACAGCAAAUGACUACUGUGAAAACAAAAUACAUUUACUGCCCAAGCAAUGCUGCUACUGACUUAGAUGAUGUCUUUCAUGAUCUUUUAAUAGGAGUGAUUCAUAUAUUAUCCAAAGAAAUGGGGAUAAAUCACCGACUUGAAAACAAAGGAAGAAACAAUUCAUGUUCCGUGCUCAGAAACCAAAGAGCGCCCAUAUGUGAUAAGACUGAUGCUAUGGAAAGCCCAAUAGAUCCCAGAGUUUCUGAAUUAUCGACUCAUAAAGUUAAUCAACUCAUUCAGAAAAAUAAAUUAAAUUAUCUAGCAUGUAAAUUAGACAAACUAGUUGAUAACUUAAAAAAUCAUGAAUCCAAAGAAACAGUCAAUAAAGUUUUCAAUAUUGUUUUAGAUGUAUUUUUGCCAGAUGAGUACCCGGAUGUGUCAGUCAAUUCUGGUAAACUAAGCAGAACUUUUCUCCCAUUCUCAAAUAAUCAUGAAGAAUGUGGUACAUGUGGAAAUAACUUAGGGCUCUCACCGAAAUCAGUUUUCCUUCUUAAUGUCAUAUGUGAAAAACUUACUAGAACACUUUUGGAAAAAUGCACAAGCAUAGGAUGCUUUGAUAAUAAUGACCUUCUUUGUGAUGAGAAAGCAGAAGAAUAUCAACUUCUAAAAAUAUUUCAAAAUGUAGAAGAUGAAGAAUUUGAUUGCUGCAGAGGGGCUUUGGACUGCCAGCCAUUUCAAGGAGAUUGCAUGUCAGAACUUUUGGAAAAUCUUGCAGAAAUGGAUCAAGAGGUAUUGUCAUCAGAUUCCAUGCUUACGAUUAUUUCCCACAUCUUGGUUAAAUCACUAAUGGAAAAACUAUCUCAGUGUAUACAGCAUACCUUUGAAAGCCCACUUUUUGAAAACAAUCAUUCAAAGCAAAGAACAAUGAAAAAACACUCUAGUUUCAGAAAAGUAAAAAGUCCUGAGUGCACAGAAUUACAAGAUAAAGACUCUUUGGAUAAUUCCAAGACAUAUAGGUCCAAAAUACAUACAGCAUUUGGCAAACAGUCAUCAGUAAAAUCUAAUGUAUCACCCUUUAAAAGACAAGGAACAAAGGACACAGAUACUACAGCCGUCAAUAACAUGUUUUGUCCAGGUGGCAAGAUUAUGACUGUUUAUUCAGCCACAUUUUUGGAGGAUAUAAUUUCGGAACUAUUUUUUAAUCUCUCUACUUCAUUGUGGGGCAAAAAUGGCAACAUCACUGAGUUGUGGCUCCAUGAGAUUAAUACUUUAUUCAUCAAGUCUGUGGUGGAUGAGUUUAAUAAUGCACAAGUUACUGUUUUACGGAAUGCUGAAGAAAGACUAUAUUUUUCACUAGUUCACAAAGAAACUGUUAGUAAUAUCGUUGACUCAGUUUAUAAUGAUGUUUUACAGCACUAUAAAUUGAAUGCGACCCCUGGUAAUACUGUUGCUCAUGGCAGUACUUCAAUAGCAGAACAGAUAACAAAUGGCAUAUUGCUAGAGAUAUUGGACUUCCAGCUUCCAUCUUACUUAAGGGAGAAGCUCCUACCUAAUUCAUGUUAUCCUCUCAGUGCUGAAAUUAUAUUGCAGAAACUUCAAAGUAACCUGAGAGAAUUUACCUCCCAACAUAGGUUUUCAACAGGCUACAGCACCAAGUUAUCAUAUUCAUUUUUAGAAGAUGUUAUCAGAAGGCUUUUAUCUCAGCUCAGUCCUCCAUCCAGUGAGUCCUCCUCUUUGGGAAGGAAAUACUUAGUGAGUUCAAAUUUUAAUGAAAUAUCCACUUGUAUUAUAAAUAAGGUUAUGUCAGCCAUCUCAAAACAUAAUAUUUUCUUCACUCUAUAUGAUAAUCAAUAUGUAUAUACAAGGGAAAACCUUCAAAAGAUGGUGGAUUCUGUCUAUAGAAAUAUUUUACAAAUGUCUGACUCUCUUGUUUCAAUACAGAAAAGUAUAGUAAGUCAAAACCCCAUUAUAACGGACCAAAUAGCCAGUUUUAUUAUCCAAGAGAUUAUAGAAAAUCAUCUUCAACCUUUUCUGUGUGGAGAGAGUUUACUCUAUCCUAAGACUCCAUUGGAUGAAAUAUCUAAAAUGGUUAAACAUGUGCUCAGUGAUGUCACAGAGCCACAAAGAGUCUCAAAACCGUCAUCCUUAAGUGUUUACCCUGAUACAUUUGUGGGGGAAAUUGUUACAAGACUUUUAUCUAAGAUCUUCAUUCCAAAGUCUCAUACUGAAUUUGAGCUGGAAAAAAUUACCCAAAAAUUAGUAAAUUCAAUAAAUAACUAUUUUGACAAAGCAAAAAUCAACACUAUAUAUGAUAACAUGGAACACUCUGUAGAUAAAGAUAUUGUAGAUAAACUUGUCACCUCAGUUUAUAAAAAUGUUUUAAAGCAGCAUGAGCUGUACCCUGAGGUUAUUAAAGAAUCUAAAGACAGUGAUAUUUUUGUGGAAAAUAUUACCAAUUUAAUUGUAGCUGCUAUUUCCGAUUACUUACUUCACCCCUUGUUUUCUGGAGAUGUGUCUGAUACCUCCUCUUCUAGUUCAGCGGCUGAGAAUAUUGUUCAGGACAUCCUUGGUAACAUCAAUAAAUGUAACCAGCCAAACCAGAGUUUAUCUCCGUAUAACACCUUACUUUCAUACACAUUUUUAGAGGAUAUGAUCAGAGUACUAUUAUCUAAAAUCUUUCCUUCUACAUCUAGCCUGCUUCCAAACAGAGAAUUCCGAAAAGAUAGACCCGAAGUGAAUUUCAAUGAAAUGGCUUCAAAGCUAAUCAGUGAUAUUAGGGCUAAAAUUUCCCAACAUGAAAUUAGAUUUUCAAAAAAAGAAGAAGAAACUCAAUCUGUUUACUCAGAAGAUGAUGUUCAGCAUCUUGUUGACUCAGUAUUCACAAAUAUUUUGCAAAACUUUGGGCCUCAAGAAUCAAUUGAGCAAAAUAUUACAGAUAGUAAUGAUACUCUCAUUGAUAGGAUAGCAGGCUUUAUCAUUAAAAAUAUCUGUCAAAAACAUCUUCAGCCAUUUGUGGAUAGGAAAUCCCUCACAUCUUCAUCAUGCUCGUAUUUCCAUGAUGAGAGUAGCCAACUGUUUUAUGCCAGUGUUUACUCAUCAACAUUUUUGGAAGAUGUUGUAUCUGGGGUGUUAAGCAAAAUAUUCCAUAGGUUGUUAGGUAUUGUGCAAACAAAAUCAGUAAAAAGUUCAGAAGAUGAACUGUUAGAAAUAGCUAAAAAACUAAUACCUUUAAUAACUGAGGAAUUUUCAAAAGCUCAUGUUAGUAUUAUAGAAAACGCCGAGUAUAAAUUGAGUUUGCCUCCAAUAGAGAGAGAGAGAGUCAUAAAAACCAUUGACAUGAUAUAUAGCAAGUUUUUGCAAGAUUAUGAAAUGGAAAUUAUGCCCAGUAAAGAUUUUCUGAAUAACACAAAGACUCUGGCUGCAAGGGUAACUAAAAUCAUCCUGACUGAAAUUUUUGAUUUCCAAAUUCACCCAGACUUUGUAGCAAAACUGCCUUUUAAAUCACAGUCCAAACUCAGUGCUGAUGUUUUGAUAAAGAGAGUUGAAAGAGAUAUUAGUAAAUCACGGUUGCGAAGACAGCCUUCAACUACAUACACUACUAUCUUAUCACAUGCUCAUUUGGAAAAAAUAGUCACCCAGCUGCUAUCACAGAUAAGUCCAUUGGUCUCCACCAAGGAAGACCCAGAUGAUACUCGAUCAGAAUUAAGUAAUACAGUUAUGCAGCUGAUAAAUGAAAUUGUGUCAAUAAUUUCAAAACAUGCAAUAUGUAUUGUUAAACAUGGGAGUGAAAAACAAAGCAUGAUUUCUGAAAAAGACAUCCAGUCUAUGGUUGAUUCCAUUUAUGUCGAUCUUUCAUGUUCAGAUCUGUACCAGUCUCUUACAAAAGAGAAAAAAGGGAUAAGUAAUGUACCUAUUUCAAAAAUAGCAAGUUUUAUAAUAAAAGAAAUCUUUAAUCAUCAUCUGCAGUCAUUUUUGUCUGGAGAUCAAACUCUCAUUUCAGCUGCGGUUGAUCAAACUUAUGAAGAGAGAGCAAUAGAUUCUAAAGAAAGAGAAUUAGCUUUAAUUGUGAAUUCAGCUGUCUUUUUGGAGGAAGUAAUUUCUAAGCUUUUAUGCAAAAUCUUGUACGCGUUCUCACACAGUGUCUUUGUUGCUGAAAAUCCAGAUAAAGCAAAAGACAAAAUUAUUGGCUUGGUUACAACAGUAGUAAAAUCAAUUGUUCUGGAGUUUGCCACAUCAGAGAUUUUACUUGCAGAUAACAUAAAUGAAAAUCUGUGUUUUUCAGAAGGAUAUGAAGAAAUAGUUCAAAAUACAGUCAACCUAAUUUAUGAGAAAAUAUUAGAUGAAUAUAAAUCUCUGAUUCAAGUUUAUAAGGUCGUUCAAAGUGACCCUACUGGGUUUGGAAGAAAAAUAUAUGGGUUGCUAUUGGGAGAAAUUUAUGAUUACCAAGUGCAGUCACUAGUUUCAGGAAAAUUAGUGUAUUCUUCCUAUUCUUCUCUACGGACAGAUAAUAUCAUCAGAAAAGUUCUGGAUACCAUUAUACAGGAUAAACAUCCCUUACCAUCUUGUAUGACUGUAUUGCCUCGUUCCCUUUUAGAAGAUAUUAUUUACAAGCUUCUACAUCAUAUCUCCCCAUUAACUGACCUUAAAAAAGACAAAGAGGUAAAAUCAGAUCAUGAGUUUGUAGAUGCAGUUUCCAAAUUGACUGAUGAAAUUAUAACAGAAAUUUCUGAACAUGAGAUUAGACUGGCCACAGCAGAGAAUAAUACAGUAAGUAUGCAAGUAGAAGAAAUUGAUAAUUUUGUUGAUUCAAUAUGUAACAACAUUUGGAAAAAAUCUGAAUUUCAAGCUGAGGUACAGAAAGGAGGACACAAAAAAAGAGGUUCAUUUCUCAGCAAAAUAGCUGGCUUGAUUAUGAAGGAAAUCAUGGAUCAGCAUCUGAAGCCUUUUUUACAUAGUGAAGAAUCAGCUCCUAGUGACCUAUCUGAUGAUGCCGAUGUUUCUGUACUUGAUGAACCUGAUAAGGAAAAGACACAGCCUUCCCUCUACUCAGCUACAUUUUUGGAAGAUGUAAUUGUUGACCUUGUGCGUAAAUUUUAUUCUCUUCCAAGUGCUGCAGGAGAGUCUAAGAAAAAAGAAAUGGCAAAACCAGACAUUAUAAGCCUGGCUAUAGAGUUUGUAAAUUCUCUGUUAAAGGAAUUCAGGAAAAGUGAGAUUAAAGUUCUACCAAAAGCUGAAGAAAUAUUUUCUUUUCCACCAAUUGAUAAAGAGACAGUUGAUAAAAUAACCAAUUUUGUGUAUGAUCAGUUCAUAGUAAAAUGUGGGCCUAAUGAUCUUCAGAAUGGAGAGAACAGUAACAUUUUAAUAGAAAUGGUUUCUUCCUUAGCCCAGGAUGCAAUAUCAGCUUUUAAGAUUCAACCACUUUUUUCAGGAGACUGGUCUUCCAUCUUUUUUUCUUUUCUAAAUCCAGAUAAUAUCACCCAAAGAAUACAACAUUUACCACAAGAAACCUCCAUCCAGGUAAAUAGAUCCUUGAAAGAGAGCCAAGGUACUUUACCAGAAGAGUCAAAUAAGCACAUUACUCUAGGCACAGGUCAGAAGAAAACAAUAGGCACUUUGCAAAACAAUAGAGACAUAAGGUGCAGAAAGAAAAGCUUGAACAAAGAGGAAACAUCACUGAAAAAACAGCAGCCUUUUGAUCCAUUGCUUUCCGUGAUUACUAGCAUUAUGAAAAGCAGUAUAGUUAACCAGGCAGUUGUGCCCCCCAAAAAGAAAAAAAGUGAAAGUAAAAUGGAAACAGAAAUUCUAAAAUAUGUUAACAAUAUACCAGAAGUUACUCCUCAACCUAGCAGAAUCGAAAGUGAUGAAAUUCAACAUUCAGGCUUGAAUGUGGCACUUGAAAUUAAUGAAAUCAAGAAGAAAAGUUUAUCCACUCUAAAACAUAAAGAAGGGCAAGAGGAAGAAGUAUAUGAACAUUUUUCCGUAGUUAAUAAAGUUAAAAAGUGUGAAAAAAUACCAACACCAAGUUUUGAAACAGAUGAUGAAAAAAAGAGAGAAAAGUCCUUGGAAAAUGUUGACCAGCCUGUCAAGGUAUCCACUUUGACAUCUAAUGCAUCUAGUAACACAAGAGACACUUCAUCACAAACAGUCAAUGAGGAGGAACAUGAAAGUAUUCAAUAUGUCACUGAAAAUAUUUGUGAAAAUGUUUUGGAUAUAUCUUUUCAAGACUCAGCAGGUGAUUCCAAAUUUGAAAGUCCAUUCAUUGAGCAAGCACUGCAUGUAAUUCAAGGGGUGAAUAAAGACUAUAUAGAAUCUAUCUCAGCAAAGAAUGUAUCUCCAUCAACUAAAAAUCGUGUCCCCACCCAAGUGAUGGAGGAAUCAAGAGCUCAAGAGAUUAAAAGUGCCUCUGUCAAACCAAACAGCUCUCACUACUCAUUAGAAACUAAGCCUGGGAUUUUUCCUGCUAACUUUCUAGAAGAUAUUGUCAUUGAAAUGAUUAACAAAUUGAUCUUCUCUUCUCCACCAGAAAGACAAAAAGGUGAGAGUAGUAAAAAAGUAACUGACAAUAAAAGUCAAGCAGAGCUGUAUGAUACAGCUAUGAAAUUGAUUGACUCUCUGUUAAAAGAAUUUUCAAAUGCUCAAAUAAAAGUAUUUAGGCCGGAUCAGGGAAAUAAAUUUUUCCAACCUGCAGAUAAAGUCUCAUCAGGUACUAAAGUGUCUCCCAAACAAAAAGAACCAAUCUCAGAUGAAGCCCCGUUCAACCUGAAGAUAAUUGUAGACAAAACACCACUUCUGCAAAAAAUGAAUGAAAAAUCCUUUUCGUAUGAAGUACCUUCUCUUAAAAAAAUGCCAUCAUUUGAUAAAACUUUGGUAAACAAAGUUGUUCACUCUUCCGUAUGCAGUAUUUUGAAGGAAUAUAAAUCUCAAGAUUCCAUUUGUAAAAACAUAAACACUAAUAGGGAAAGUUUAGCAAGAAGGUUGACCAGUGCAGUGAUAAAUGAAAUUUUUCAACAUCAGCUUGAUUUGAUAUUUGGUGAUGAUGUUACAGCUUCAGCAUGUUUGCCUCUGCAAACUAAAGACAUUGCUCAGAAGAUCCAAAAGGUGGCCCAAACAGCCAGCAAGGAAUGCCAAACAUCAUCACCAUACACCAUACUGUUGCCUCAUAAAUUUUUAGAGAAUAUGAUAUCUUCUCUUUUAUCUAGAAUUCUCUUUACAGUAACUAGUGUUAAAGCAGAAACAUCUACCAACAGUUUGUCCGCAGACUUGGAUUUUUUGAAAAUGAGGUUGGUUCAUACAAUACUGGCAAAGAUCUCUAAAGAUGAAGAUAUGGCUAUUCAAUAUGUAGAACCUUUACAUCCUAAUGACAAUGGAAUAAUUCAGUUAGUAGUUCAGUCUAUUUAUAAUGAUCUCUUGUCACAGUUUGGAUCUCAAGAGAUUAUGCAAAGCUGUGUAACUGGUGGAUGCAGAAUCCUUUCAGAGACCAUAGUUGACUUAGUGUUGCGUGAAGUAUCUGGCAAUCAGUUGCAGAAGUAUUUCUCUGGAGAGUUAACUCCACAUCAAUGUGCAGAAAUUGACAGUGUUGUUGAAAAUAUUCUCAAAAAAGUCAUCCAAACGACAGAUGUUCCCCCGCCUCAACCAUCGCAUGUUCAUAAACUGUCAUACAGCAUAGUAGAAGAAAUUGCUGUGAAGUUUUUAACAAAGCUUUUAUCUAUGUUCCCAAAAUUGACGAAAGGAGCAAGUAAAACUCUGGAAAUUGAAAUAGAAAAAAUAAUCUCAAAAAUCCUAGAUUCAGUCCAACGAUUUCUCUCAAAAAGCAAAAUUAAACUUUUACCUGAUGCCAACAAAUCAUGCCCUGUACCUUUAUCUGAUAAUGCAACUAUUGAAAAUAUAGUUGAUUCCAUUUAUACUAGUAUCUUAAAGAAUUUUGGAUCACAUACUUCUAUAUUUAAAGAUUUAGUGGGUAAGAGUAAUGUUCUCUCUGAUAUAAUAGGCUUUUUAAUGGUAAAAGAAAUUUCCAAUUCAGAAUUUCAACCUCAGAAAGAGGAAGAAGUAUCAACGUCAGAAUUAGCUCUAGAAGCUGUGGAAAUUAUGGGAAAAGUGAUUAAAAUAAUCAGUGAAUUGAAGUCACAGGAAAAAUCUUUAUCCAGAAAAUGUUUUUUAUUAAAUGCUACAUUAUUAGAGGAAAUAUUAGCCUUAUUCUUGGCUAAACUAGUAAGGUUGCCAAGUAACUCAUUAAAAAAGAAAAAAAAAUUAACAACAUUUGAGAUAAGUAGAAUUGCAUCUCAACUGGUAAAAUACAUCACAGAUGGAAUUUCUGAUAGUAACAUCAGUCUUGUAGUAGCUACUGAUCCUGGAGAAACCAUUUUAAAUCCAGAAAGUAUGGAGAUAGUUUCUCAGGUUGUUGAUUCUGUUUAUAGUGAUAUACUACAACAGUCUGGAACUCAGGAAAACCUGUAUUCUGAUAUAAAUGAUACCGAUAGCCAACGUUUCCCUAAAAUGGUGUCUAGUUUAAUUAUCAAUAGCAUCUCAAAUACUUCAUUAAAUAAAAUUAGCUCAAAAUAUGUGAGUGUUCCUGCUGGAGACCUGGACACUGAUAGAAUUGUCCUAAAGGCACAAGAGCACGCUGCGAUCAUUGCUUUUGGCUUAGAAAAAGAAGAGUGCGGUAAAAUUUCAACUGAAAGAAAAUUUCCACUUAAAAUAGUUCCAUACAUUGGAAAUAAACCAAUUAAUAUAGAUCCAACCAUUAUAUCAGAACACUUAGCAGUCAUUUCUGUGAAAACUCAACCUCUUGAGAAGCUUAACAUGGACUGUUUUGAAAAGACUGGGCAUAGCUUAGCAGAACUAAGAAAUGCCUCAGUAAGUGGGAAAAGUUACUCCUCAUCAGACAUACCUGGUGGAGAAAGGCGAAGGAAAGAAAGACGCAUCUCUCUGAAUCAGGCAGGCCAACUGGAUCUGAAGCCUUUUGAGGCUGUUUGCAGAAAUUCAUUCCAGAAUAUAAGAAAGCCUGAUCUUACGAAGGUGGAGCUUUUAAAAGAUGUUCAGAACAAAUAUGAUCUUAUCACUAGAUUAGUAACUCAUGAUAUUGACCAAACAAGUAUAGAAGAUAAUACCACGGAUGAGGGACAAACUUCUGAUGAAGAUGAAAUCAUUUUAGGAGACAUUGUACAGACGGAAUUUUUAGGAGAAAAUGCUGAAGCUCAAGUAAAAGCUGAGAAGCCAGUAGAAAGCAAAGUUACUUCUCCCAAUCCAACAUCAAGCACAAACAGCCUGAAAAAAUUCUUGUCCCUAAGUAAAUGUUGUCAGCUCACAUCCAGUAUAAAUGCACCAGGCAUUGAAGUAAGUGCAAAUCAGGCAACAGAAUCUGCAAUGGAAGAACAUAUUAAAAGAACGGAUGCAGAGCUUGACAUGGCCACAUACCUAGUACCUUCAGCUGAAACCAAUUGUUUUUUGGACAAAACGGCACAGCAGAUUAAAGAAGACAAGAAGAAUAUCAAUGAACCAACACAGUACUUAAUACACAGAAUUAUGAGUUCAUCUUCAUACAACCAAGAAGAUCUGCUUUCACCAUACAGUGAGAUUGAAGAUACUGUCCCAAAUCCAAAUAUCAAAAUAUUACAAGAAAUGUCCAAAACCAGUGUGUCCAAACAAGGAUCUAAAAUGCUGGCAAAAGUAUCUUCAGCAAUUUCAAAAGUAUUUUCCCGAUCUAACACCAAUAUUUCCAAAUCUUCCUCACCAUCUUACAUGAAGGAGCCUUAA
Molecule: messenger RNA, 20469 nt
Organism: Elephantulus edwardii (Cape elephant shrew)
Lineage: Eukaryota; Metazoa; Chordata; Mammalia; Macroscelidea; Macroscelididae
Gene: FSIP2
Product: fibrous sheath interacting protein 2
Exons: 22
Coding region: 28-20469 (6813 amino acids)
Source: RefSeq, a predicted model, not a curated record